This is a messenger RNA of Labrus bergylta (ballan wrasse), 3700 nucleotides long. RefSeq names its product CMP-N-acetylneuraminate-beta-galactosamide-alpha-2,3-sialyltransferase 1. The record is from RefSeq and is a predicted model, not a curated record. NCBI's taxonomy places the organism in Eukaryota, Metazoa, Chordata, Actinopteri, Labriformes, Labridae. Gene Ontology annotation, molecular function: beta-galactoside (CMP) alpha-2,3-sialyltransferase activity. Gene Ontology annotation, biological process: sialylation. Gene Ontology annotation, cellular component: membrane.
CAUUAUUUAUAGAUUUAUAAUUCUAACUUGUGUUGGUGUUGUAUAUGGUUAACCUGGUAUGUAGUUAAAUAUAGUUAUCCAACGAUCUUGUUUAAAAUUGGAAAAAAAACGUUCUAAAAAAAGUCCUAACUCUGUGUCCGUUUGCUGGUGCCAGAAAUAAUAUUGUUAUUUCUAUUAUUUUGGUCUUGACAUAUUUCUAAUGAUAAAAAUGCGAUGUUCAGGUCUUAUUUUUAGUCAUCAUCAUCAAUCUGCUUGUCUAUGUCUGCUUUACUGUUUGUUUUAAUGCAUCCAUGUCGCUGCUUAUCUUACUGUAUGUCUGCUGUGAUUGCUGGUUUGUAUGUCUGUUUUUAGCUAAGUAAAUAACAAAGGGCUCAUUAAGUUGUGGAAUUAUAUUUCUUCAUUAUUUGACAUUCUUACAGUAGAAACCACAAAUAAUAAGAAUACUAAAGUUAUUCAUUUAGGGAAAAUAACAUUGUUUCAUAUUUGUAGCUUCUUUGAAUUAUUAUGUUUAAGUCGAUAUUUUGGCUUUUAAGCUCAAAGCACCAACACUAAAUAUCCUCCGUGCCGUCUAACACCACUCCUGAUUCAUUCUCUUUUAACUUGUUAACUGUGAAUGUGUCAAUUAUACAAACAUUGAUCUCUGAUGUUCUCCAAUAUCCACUGUAGAAGUUUUGUUAUGAUCUUUUUCAAGUAGACCCAAAAGCCAGACCGGAAAACAGGGUGGUGGGUAAAAGGGGUAUUUAUUGAAGUGAGGUUGGUGAGGCUUGAAUGAGAGGCUGGGUGGUGAGGCGCUGGAGCUCGAUGGUUGGAGGCACAAGGGAAAAAAGAAGACGAGGGAUAAUUAGUGACAGGUAAUUCCAAAGCACAAAAAGUCUUAUUGAUUCUGAAAAGCCAAUCUACCACGGUGUAGGCAAAAAUAAACACGCAGUUUGGGAGAGGUGAACCAGGAUCUAAAUGCUGCAGCCGGUGAGAGAGCUCCAGCAGCAAAUAAGCCACACCCAGCCUCUGAAAGAAAAAAACACAAGCACCAAACCAAAAAGCAGACCAGGAAAAAUACACAAAAAUGUCCAAUCACCACAAGCUUGAUAUCAUUAUUUGAAAAGUAGUUGUGAAAGCCAGCAGGUGUUAGGUAUCCUCUGCUUUUUAUUUUAUUUUAUUAUUUUUGCAAUUGUCUAACUAACCUGUCUGACCAGAUCGGAAAAUAUUCAGGGCAAUGUUUUGUAUUCUGUUCCUGAUGACGUCAUUUUGGUUUUGUUUGGCCACUAGCUGCAAGGACGUAGGUGUGGCAUCCUAAAUAUCAGGAGCAUUUUACAGCAGGCGGUGUUAUCACUUGCGUCCUCUGAUAACCUAUGGUCCUCAAAUGAUUAAUGAGCUCACUUUUUCUUUUGCUUUAUUUUCUCAUUGUACCCACAGAUUGCCUCUGUUCUACAAGAGCUUCAUUCUGCCAAGAUGCUCUCCACAUUUAAUCAACAACAUCUAAAGCGUGUUAUAUACCUUUUGUGUAUUUGUGCCUUAGUUGUGCUGUCCAUGUACUCAACUAAGUUAAAUUUACAUUCCUACAUACCUCGGCACAAUUGUGCAUGUAAAAAAUGUUUAACAGAUAAAGAUCCUGGGUUCCAGACGUUUCUCGAUGCCGCUCCUGUGCCUUUUUUAUCAAGAAACUAUAUAAUUGCAAAGGAUGCUUUCAACUGGUGGAAGGGCAUACAGUAUGAAAGUCGCAGCAAAGAAUACUUGAAUACGUUAUUGGACAAGUUGUUUGACAUCAUCCCGCCUCCAGCAGUUGUAGAAGCCAGUCCUGAGCGUUGCAGGUCUUGUGCCGUGGUGGGGAACUCUGGUAAUUUGAAGGGAUCACAUUAUGGCGGUCUUAUAGACUUCCAUGAUAUUGUAAUAAGAAUGAACAGAGGCCGUACCAAAGGCUAUGAGGAAGAUGUUGGGACCAAAACAACUCAUCAUGUCAUGUAUCCGGAAAGUGCGAUCAACUUGGACAACACCACUCAUCUUGUGCAUUUUCUAUUCAAGAUAAAGGAUUUGGAGUGGCUCCUCAAAGCUUUGCAAACAGAGGGAAACGCGAAAAAGAUAGCGAACAAGGAUUUGGUGAUGGUCUUCAAUCCAGCUUUUAUGAAAUAUACGUAUGAUCUAUGGCUGCAUAAAAAGGGAAGGUACCCUUCUACCGGCUUUAUGACUUUGAUUCUCAGCCUGCAUAUUUGUGAUGAGGUCAAUGUGUUUGGAUUUGGAGCGGACAAAGAUGGAAACUGGAAUCAUUACUAUGAAAUACUUCAAAACAAAAACUUCAAAACUGGACCUCAUCCAGGAAAUGCUGAAUACGAGAUGAUUUUGCAGCUAGCACAGAACAAGAAAAUACACAUGUUUAAAGGAGCUUAAUUUGAUUAUCUUUUUUUUUCUUGGUCUCUUUCUGUCUUUGUUGAGCGUAUUAACAUGGACAGCAUCGAAGGCAUGAAGAGCCUCGAGAAUAGAAUUGAAAAAAAAAAAUUGAAGUGGAUCAGCGCUCCGGCAUUUUCGUCGUUAUUCCUUCAGCAGAUGAGUGUGCUCCCCAUUUUAAAUUUCCCCUCUAGUUUUGAAUAUUCCCAUCGUGUUGAACAGUUUGCUCCUUUCCAUCAAUACACAUAAUGGUGAAUUCACAUGGAAUGGAUUGCAGCUGCUGAUCAGACCAUUAGUUUAUUGAUGGAUCAUUUAUUUAUAGGGCACCCAGAAGGGGUAUUGUUGUCCCGAUCAAUGGAUGGUUUGAGCAUGACAUCCUUCAUAAAUACUGUUAACCUUUUACAUGUGCUUUGUGAGUUAGACCAUGUCUUUUUAUUUUUUUUUAGCACAGGUUAAGCAGGAGCCAAAACUGUGCAAUCCUUUUGAGAAUUAGGCCAUUGUCCACUUUUUACAUGUGGAUAAUGAAUUUAGAUAGGCCCCCCUGUCCUCCUGACAAACCAUGCUGCAUGUUAUAACUGGAAAUGUUUCAUAAGCUGAAAAAUCAAGCAAAACUGGUAUUACAGUGUCUGAAACGAAGAGCAGUGAUUAAUUUGUGCGUGGCAAUAGGAUAUAUUAAACACUGUGUGCAUGGGCCAGUGAAAUCCUCUGAAGAAUCCAGUUAGUCUUGAUGCUUCCGAUGCACGCCCCUUAUGUUUAUUCGGUUAUGCUUACGUGAUAAAAUAUCUUAUCUUAUCUAAUAUCUAAAACUGGGGAACAGGACAAUGCAGAAAGAACAAAUAUUCACGAUCGUUCUUUGAGGACAUACAAAGCUCCUUGACAUGACGUAAAACAGAAGACUACUAUCCCCCUUUUUUCUCAUGACCAACGUGUAUAUAAGAAAGAGGAGUGAAUCCUGCUGUAACUUGCAAAUUCACUCCUGAAGCUAAGUUACCUUCAGAAAUGUUUGUAUUGAACACUUGCAUUAGCAAUGGCUUUACCUAUUUAUUUAUUUUUGGCCUUUGUUACUAUUUUUUAUUUUAUUUUAUUAUUAUUAUGUGAACCAUAAUGUUGUUUGUGAGAUCUGUUAGAAGGAGACUCUGUUUGAAGAUGGCAAGGACCAUUGCAAUCGUCCACUUUUGAAACUUGUGUUGUCUUAUUACAGUAAUAUGUAAGUGUCACAGAAUAUUAUUCAUGAAGGCUUUAUAUGAAUGUAGGAAAGGUAGGUUAUGGUACUGAAUGAAAUUGUGAAAUUAAAUAAAAUGAUAUUUGAUACAAUAUACAA